CCCAACCAUCAAAGAUGCACUCAGCUCCCCUUCCGAAGAAGGCAUAAGGAAGGAGGAGGAGAAGUUGAAAGGUUUUGGAGAUGCGAACGCGAAAUCAAUCCAAACGCCGAGCCGAAACGCCACCCGCCCAGAAUGAUUCCGAAGUGGGAACCAGUUCUGGCGCUAAAUCGAAGCGUGGGAAAGGUUCCCUAACCGCUAGAUUGGAGGAGACGACCGUCAAUAUAUCGAAAAAGGCAACUUCUCACACAGCUUUGGGCUCUAAACGGCGGAAAGAAAGUGUCACUUACCAUGGGGAGCCCGAAGAGAAGUUCCUAUUAUCUCAGGUAGAGGAACCAGCUGGAAAGAAUAGUGGAAGCAUAGAUACUAAAGAUUGUGUUCAUGAAUUUAAUCUGAAGGGUUGUAGUACCAGGAAUGGUAAAGGAAGCACAUUGGUAAAAGAGGGUGAUGCAGAAGACAUUUCUUAUGAUGCAAAUGAACUAGUCUGGGAAGAGGGUAGCAUUCCUGUUCCAGAGAAUCUAGAAGGUUAUUCACAUGAUGUUGGUAGGGAGAUCACUGUUGAAUUCACUGACUCACCAUCGUGUUCUCAAAAGAAGCUUCCUCGAAGAAUUUCUGCUAAAGAUAAGGAAUUAGCAGAGCUUGUUCAUAAAGUGCAUCUGUUAUGUCUACUUGCAAGAGGGAGGAUUGUUGACAAUGCUUGCAAUGAUUCUCUGAUUCAGGCUUCUUUACUUUCACUUUUACCAGUCAACUUGCUGACAAUAGGAGAGGUUCAAAAACUAACGGCUAACAGAUUAUGUGCCCUUGUAAAUUGGUUCAGUAAUAAUUUCCGUGUAAGAAGCCGGAGCAUUGAUAAGGGUUCUUUUAAUGCAAAUCUUGCGUAUGCCCUUCAAACCCAGGAGGGGACAGCUGAAGAGGUUGCUGCAUUGUCAGUGGCCUUGUUUAGAGCUCUCAAUCUGACAACUCGGUUCGUGUCUAUUCUUGAUGUGGCUUCUCUCAAGCCAGAUGCUGAUAUAACUGGAACCACAAAGCAAGAUGGAGCAAGCAUGGAUAUGAGAAUAUUCUCUCCUUCAACUUCGGUCUUGGCACCUAGUCCAGUUAGUAAAAUAACUGGUGUUCAUUUACUGAAUAAGAAUAAUGAAAACUUGGAAAUAUCUGGUAAGGAUAAGUUUGAUGAGGAGCAGCAAGGUUCAGGUUGCAAGGAGAAUUUGCCUGAGGUUUCUGCAGCUGCUUGUUCUUCUAAUGAUCCAGUCAGUUAUACAUCAACCAUUGGAAUGUGCAAUAACAAGUUUAAUUGUCAGGACACAAAAUCAAAAAGAAAAGGGGAUAUGGAGUUCAUGUUGGAGAUGGAAAUGGCCAUUUCAGCAACCACUGCAGCUGUUGCAGAUAACAAAUUACAUUCUGAGAUUGAUGAGUCACCUGUAUCUUCGGCAAGACUAGCUUCUUCUGUGAAAAAACCAACACUAAGAAGUGCUGUAGAUUCCUCAGUUUCAAUGCAUGGUAGCUCUGGUGCAGUUUGGUCUAGAAGGACUGGGCCUCCUUUGUACUGGGCAGAAGUCUACUGCUGCGGAGAGACUUUAACAGGAAGAUGGGUGCAUGUUGAUGCUGCAAAUGCUAUAGUUGAUGGUGCAGAAAGGGUAGAAGCUGCAGCUGCUGCUUGUAGAAGACCAUUGAGAUAUGUUGUUGCUUUUGCUGGAAAUGGUGCUAAAGAUGUGUCACGCAGGUAUUGCAUGCACUGGUACAAAAUUGCUUCCAAAAGAAUAAAUGCACAGUGGUGGGAAGCAGUAUUGGCACCGCUAAAGAAGUUCGAAUCAGCUACAGCUGGAAGUGUGGUUCAAUUGGAGGAAUUGCAUGGAAAGGCUCCCUCUGAUCGAGAGAAGAAAGUGAUCAGUUCUGUUGAAAUGAAUUUCAGAGAUAAUCAGGUUACCUCUCAGAGGCCCCUAGAAAGUCCAUUUGAUGCUGAUGGAUUGGGUAAGAAAGUGUCCAAUCUUACCAAGUCACUGGAUCUUGAAGCUUUACCUAACUGCCUUUGGAUUGAAUCAAGGGACUCUCUUGAAGAUAUGGAACUUGCAACUAGGGCUUUAACUGAACCUCUUCCUACGAAUCAAUUGGCCUAUAAAAAUCACCAUCUUUAUGCUAUUGAAAAGUGGUUGAUGAAGUAUCAAGUCCUAUAUCCAAAAGGUCCAAUACUUGGUUAUUGUUCAGGUCAUCCUGUAUAUCCUCGGUCUUGUGUCCAGAACCUACAAACGAAGCAAAAGUGGUUACGGGAGGGCUUGCAAGUUAGAGCUAGUGAAAUGCCAGCAAAGGUAGUGAAACGUUCAAGAUAUUUUGUCAGUGGACAGACAUCUGAAGUAGAUGUUCCCAAAGAGGAUUAUGGCAAACCUUCUGUAGAACUUUUUGGGAAGUGGCAAUUGGAACCACUACAACUCCCCCAUGCUGUAAAUGGGAUUGUGCCAAAGAAUGAGCGUGGUCAAGUGGAAGUAUGGUCUGAGAAAUGUCUCCCACCUGGUACUACGCACUUGAGGUUACCCAGAUUGGUUCCAGUUGCAAAGAGACUGGAAAUUGAUUUUGCACCUGCUAUGGUUGGAUUUGAUUUUCGAAAUGGCCGCUGCAUUCCUACAUUUGAUGGGAUUGUGGUUUGUAGUGAGUUCAAAGGUGCUAUCUUGGAGGCAUAUGCAGAAGAAGAAGAAAGGAGAGAAUCUGAAGAGAGAAAGAGGAAUGAGAACCAUGCCCUUUCAAGGUGGUUCCAGCUGCUUUCCUCCAUUAUUACGAGACAACAUUUGAAGAACUCAUAUGUGGACUCAUCAUCCACACAUGAGACUGUUAGCAAUGAUCAAAAGAGUAAUAGAAAUGUUUCUCAAGAAAAUAGUCCUUAUGGCAACAUGCCCUCAGCCUCAGAUUUUCGCGAUGGUUCUAGUCAAGAAUUAAAACCUGUUUUUCCAUCCGAUCAUGACCAUGAACAUGUAUAUCCUGUGGAGAACCAGAGCUUUGAUGAAAAAACGUUAGUGUGGACCAAGCGAUGUUCAUGUGGAUUCUCAAUUGAAGUGGAGGAAUUUUAGCAGAUCAAUCUUGCACUUCAUCUGACAGCAUACUUUUGUGAAAGGACAAAUGAAGAAAAAGUAAUCUCAAUCAUCAGAAGGAUGUCCCAAUCAUCUGUAAUAUAUAGUUCUUUUAUUUUUCAACCUUGUCUGUGCAAUUUAUCCAACCACAGUAACCAGAAGAAAUGUUUGACUUUGGGAUGAGUAGCUGCAUACCCAAAUUUGAAGCAUUUCUAGUUGUGAUAACACCCAAAGUUAAAAAAUUAUAUAGAGUUGGCUUCUGUUUGUUACAACGGUUGUUAUGAAAUCAUUCUCAAUAUUCCAUUGUCUAAAU
This is a messenger RNA of Musa acuminata subsp. malaccensis (wild Malaysian banana), 3366 nucleotides long. RefSeq names its product DNA repair protein RAD4. The record is from RefSeq and is a predicted model, not a curated record. Gene Ontology annotation, cellular component: nucleotide-excision repair factor 2 complex; XPC complex; nucleus. Lineage: Eukaryota; Viridiplantae; Streptophyta; Magnoliopsida; Zingiberales; Musaceae. Gene Ontology annotation, biological process: mismatch repair; nucleotide-excision repair. Gene Ontology annotation, molecular function: damaged DNA binding; single-stranded DNA binding.